Molecule: messenger RNA, 1449 nt
Organism: Saprolegnia parasitica CBS 223.65
Lineage: Eukaryota; Oomycota; Saprolegniomycetes; Saprolegniales; Saprolegniaceae
Exons: 2
Coding region: 1-1449 (482 amino acids)
Biological process (GO): sodium-dependent phosphate transport
Cellular component (GO): membrane
Molecular function (GO): sodium:phosphate symporter activity
Source: RefSeq, a predicted model, not a curated record
AUGACCGUCAAGCUCUACGAAGAAUCGUCGCGCUACGACCCGUGGUGCUCGCCAAACGAGCGCUGCUCCGAGCUCUCGGCGCCGGACGAGCCGCCAGCGGACCCGUUCGUGCUCUUGCCCGCGCGCCGCCGGUCUUUCGCCGCGACGCUCGGCCACAUCCUCCUCUUCCUCUUCUCGCUGUGGCUCUUUAUGGUCUCGGUGCGAUGGCUCUCGGAUGGCUUCAUGCUUCUCGUCGCGUGCAGAGGCACCGCGUUCUUUGAGUUCUCCAACCACUCGCUCGUCGGCUUGAUGAUCGGCGUCGUCGCCGCCGCACUCCUCCACUCGUCGAGCGCGGUAGUCUGCAUCACGGUGGCCUCUGUCGGCGCCGACAUCCUCUGCCUCCGCAAGUCGAUUCCGAUCCUUAUGGGCGCCAACCUCGGCACGUGCGUCACCUGCAUCCUCGUCGCCUUUGCCCAAGUCCACGACCGGGCCCAGUUCCAGCGCGCGAUCGCCGCCGCCACCGUCCACGACAUGUACAACUUUUGGUCCAUCGUCGUGCUCUUCCCGCUCGAGCUCGCCUUCCACCCACUCGAGCUCCUCUCGGUCGCGAUCACGGGCCGAUCCGGGAAGAUCGCGCUCGCCGCGCCCGCCGACGCGUUGGUCGAUCCGAUGGCCGAGCUCUGGGCCAACGUCAACCGUACGCUGCUCCAAGACGUUGCGGCCAGCGAGAACGACGACUGCCGCCUCGCCCGCUUCGUGCUGGGUGGCGCGAUGCACUCGGUCUCGAACGCCACCGCCGGCACCCUCACGCUCGUACUCGGGCUCGUCGUGCUCGUGGUCGCACUCAUCGGGAUGGUGUUUGCGAUGACGCACCUCUUCCGCAACGCGACGGCCGCCGUGAUCCGCCGCGUCCUCGGCUGGAACGCUUACGUCAACAUUGUCAUUGGCAUUCUCCUGACGUUCUUCCUGCACUCGUCGACCGCGUUGACGUCGACGCUGACGCCGCUCGCAGGGCUCAACGUCAUCUCGCUCGACCAGGUGUACCCGCUCGUGCUCGGCUCCAACCUCGGGGCGACCGUCUCGGGGCUUCUCGCCGCCGCCGUCACGGCGGGCGUCCUGCUCUUCUACGUGGUGCCCAUCACGCGCCGCCCGGUGCUGGGCUGCGCCGAGGCCAUCGGCGCCUACAGCGCGCAGUGGCCGAUGGCGGCGAUGGUCUUCAUCGGCGCGACCUACAUGCUCCUACCCGCCCUCGUCAUCGCCCUCGUCUUCCUCUACGACGCCGGCGUCGCGGGCCUCGUGCUCGGCAGCCUCCUGACGCUCGGCCUUCUCGUCGGCGUGGCCAGCUUCUACCGCUGGUACGUCAUCUGUGGCGGCCGCGCGCGCUGGCACAACUUCCUCGCCGCCAAGGCCGCCGCGCACGAGCACGACCGCCGGGCCAUGGACGCCGUCUUCCUCGAGCCCGACGCCUAA